AUGGACAUCCCUGCACAGCCCUCUCCAGCCGCCAGCGCCAUUCCUCCAGAGGCAAUUGAGUUGGCGACCCGCAUGUACAACGCUGCGCGGCAAGGCGAUUUGGACGUUUUCAGGCAAGCUUUGCCUGCCGGCUUGCCUGCCAACUUGACCAAUGACAAGGGAGAUACUCUGCUGAUGCUCGCUGCUUACCACGGCCGCGCCGAACUGGUCGAGUUGCUGAUUCAGCACGGGGCCGACCCCAACCGGCUCAACGACCGAGGACAGAGCCCGCUCGCAGGGGCCGUGUUCAAGAAGGAGGAUGCCGUCAUUGAGGCUCUCCUCGAGGGCGGUGCCGAUCCUCAGUUCGGCGCCCCAUCCGCGCUGGACUGCAUUGCCAUGUUCAACCAGUGGGAAAGGUGGCAGCUGAAGUUUGAGCAAGCUCCUGGGCUGGGAAAAGCCUCUGUGCCCGCCGCUUGA
Molecule: messenger RNA, 456 nt
Organism: Lasiosphaeria miniovina
Lineage: Eukaryota; Fungi; Ascomycota; Sordariomycetes; Sordariales; Lasiosphaeriaceae
Product: ankyrin domain-containing protein
Exons: 3
Coding region: 1-456 (151 amino acids)
Molecular function (GO): protein binding
Source: RefSeq, a predicted model, not a curated record